AUGAAAUUUAUAACUUUAUUAUUUUCUAUUUUAUUAAUAAAUAUUGUAUCUUCAAUUGAUCCAACAAUUGUAAGAAUUAAAUCCCCAGCUGUUGAUACUUAUGCAUCAGAUUUGUGCCGUCCAAUUUUUAAUGUUUUAAUUAAAUAUGAUGGUAUUGUAAAUCCACAACAAUAUAAUUUUAAAACCAAGAAUGAAGCUGGAAUGAGUUAUCCAUCAAUUAUAAAUGGUACAUCAUAUUUAUUUUAUGUUCAACAUCAAGUUCCAAUCGGUAAAAACCAACCAGUUUCAUUCCAACUCGAAGACUCCUCUGUCUAUCCAUCAUUAGUAUGGAAUUUCACCAAUUAUGCUACUAUUGACUGUGAUCCAAUUCCAACUACUCUUACCAUGCAAGCUAAACAAGAUAAGUGGGUUUCAACUAAAGGUUUAUGGAGUCUUAUAUAUUGGCAAAAGUUAUUUGUAAUUAAUGGUCUCGAGAAAUCUCUACCAAGUGAUGGUCUUGUUUGUACAGUUCCACAGCCAUUUGUUUGUUUUUUCACUGAAUAUCUCAAUGGUCCAAAGAUUAAAAACUUUUUAUUCCAAAUUGCUCUUCGUAAAAGCUCAGCUCCAUAUACUCCAUUUAAUAUCGUUAUUUCCGAUAGCCAAGGUAGAGUUUUACAUAGUAGUCCAUUUGAUGGUUUAGAAAGUCCAUCAAAUCCACCAGUUUCAAUUACAAGUUUAGAAGUUUACCCAAAAAAUGGUUCCAGUGUUUAUAAUGAUGACAUUUUAAAGAAUGCCAUGUAUACAAUGAAUAUUAUAAACUAUAAGGGUGUAGUUAGUGUUGACUCUUCAAGCACUGUAUAUGUAGGAAAUACUUUAAUUCCACUUUAUGGAAAUCCAUCAAAUGCUGCAUAUAUUGGUUUCACCGAAUUAAUUGGCUCUAGUCCAAGUAUUUCAAAUCUUCAACUUGUAGAUUCCCAAGGUUCCAAAAGAAUUGGUGGAGAUAAUUAUGUUUUCUUUGAUAAAAAAACUUACCCAGAUAUUUUUGAUAACCCAAGUUCUGCCCAAGCUCUUAAUACUUUCAUUAAUACCACUAUUCUUAAUAUUAAAGCUGAUAUUACAUAUUCCCCAAUUGUUGAAGUUUCAUCAAACUUUUUGGAACAAUCAAUGAUUCUUAAAUAUCCAUUUGGCUAUUCAAACGGUACAAUUAAAUAUCACUCCCUUUCUGCCUCUUACCCAGUCCCAAGUUCAUUAAAUACAGUUAACAAUUAUUUCCAAUGUACUUUAUCAAAAAGAAAUGGUCAAUCUUUUAAUGUUGCCCCAAGUAGUAUUAUUGACUCAAUUUUACCACAAAUUUUAAAGGUCGAGACUGUAUUCCUUGAUUUUGAAAGAGUCAUCACCAGAGUUUACGCAAAAGAUCUUGAAUCUGGUGUCGCCUCUUUGUACUUAACAAAUAUGGCUAAAAUGACUGCUGCCGAUUUAGUUUAUGGUGAUAACUAUAAUGGUGUUUAUGAAUCUGUAGAAACCUUCCAAACUUAUUUUGGUACCAAAAAACCAACAGUCAGCGUAAGAGAUAACUCUGGAAAUACUGUUCAGGUUACCAGUUACCAACCACUUAUAGACACAGAGUUUAAUAUUCUCCCAGACUACCCACUUUAUAGAUAUGUCCAAGAGCAUGCUGAUUUAGAGCCAUAUACCUUUUCUGCUUUCGAAUUUAAACAAAAUGAUAUCGAUGUUUCAAAUGGCCCAGCUAACAAUUCUUUAUGUUUUAACUUUGCUGGUUCAAAUAAAACUAUGAUUCCACGUUUCUUAAUUUUCCCACGUCCAUUAAAUACCGAAGCUGCCUCAUUAUCAGAUGCCACUCCAGGUGAAUGGAAUGAAGUCAAAGGAAUGUUUUGUUUAGAUUUCCAAAUUCCAGCUAGAGUUUUUACAGGAGAAGUACUUUAUGGUGUUUUAAUUUCUCCAUAUGUAUAUGAUUCAUAUUUUCUUACCAAUGCUCUUGGUGAAAAGGCCCAAUUAAGAGUUAGAUCAAGCUUUGCAGAUCAAAUGCCACCAAUUAUUACAGAAUUUGCCACAUAUCCAUCAAAUAAUGUCGAAAUUACCGAAAAUACAAACAUUGGAUGGAAUAUUAGAAUCGAAGAUUCACCAAAUGGUUUUAAAUCUGCCGAAUUCAAUAUUACAAGUGACUUUGAUUUAGAACCAUAUACAAUUAGAUUAACUCCAACCAACGCAACUUCUGGAAAUGCAAAUAGCGGUACAUAUCAAUUAAGAAUCCCAAUUAAAGCAAAUACAUGCAGAUCACAAUCAUUUAGAAUUUCAUCCGCUUCAAUUACUGAUACCCAAGGUCACACUUCACUCUUACCAUCAAACUUGAAUAUUAAUCCAUUAAUUAAGUUCUUAGACUCUCCACAUUUAACCUUAAAUAUUACAUGUCCACAAGCUAUUGUCGAUAAUACCCCACCAGUUUUAACCAGCUUCUCACCAUCAGUCAACACCAUCGAAGUAGGUGUUUACAAAGACUUUAGAAACAUUACAUUCACAUUCACAACAACCGACUCAGGCUCUGGUAUUUCAACAAGACAUAUCCCAGUUGUUUAUUUAACUUCUAAGAACUUUGAUAGAUUUUAUAUCUCAACAACAUUUUAUAAUGAACAGAUUUCACAAGUUAGCAAAUUAGUAUCAUAUGCUAAUGGUGUUGCCACCUAUACAUGCACUAUUCAAUUACCAUAUGGUUAUGGUUCAUACCAAGGUAUUCUUGCUUCAGUCUACGGUAUUGUUGAUAAUCAAUUAAACAUCAAUGGUUAUUCCACUACUGAUCUCCAAUCACUUGGUUUCCAAAGCACUAUUAAAGUAACCUAUUCAAACAAUCCAGUACUCGAUACCACCAGCGCCAUUAACUCUACUGGUACAUCAUUAACAAUCUAUGGUCACAAAUUCGGUAUUGACUCCACUAAAAUUACUUUACAAGUUGAUUAUCAAAACGGUCAAGGUUGGAAAAACACACCACUUUCAUUCUUUUCAGGUAUUAUUUUAAUGACCAACAGCAUCACACCAACAUCCACACCAUUUUAUGUUCGUGUUAUUGUCGAUGAUAGAAUUUCAAAUUCGCUCUUAGUAGUCCCAACUGGUGGUGGUAAUAACCAAUGCAAAUAUGAAAUUAUUCAAACAAUUGUUGCUCAAUGGAAUAAUUCACAAAUUUAUCCAUAUACCCAAACCCAAGCUGUAAUUAAAAAUACUGGUUCUAAACCAAUUACAUCAUUUAGAUUCAAAAUGGACAAUGUUGAUCAAAUUUGGGGUGUAGAUAAAGAUACUGCUACUGGAGAAUAUACUUUACCUUCUUGGAACCCAAUCAUUAAUCCAUUUGAUCAAUAUAUCUUUGGUUAUAUCGUCAAAAGCUCAACAGUUGGUCAAUUUAUUAAUCCUAAUCCAGUUUGUUAA
Messenger RNA from Dictyostelium purpureum, 3414 nucleotides. RefSeq lists its product as uncharacterized. Gene Ontology annotation, molecular function: carbohydrate binding. The record is from RefSeq and is a predicted model, not a curated record. The transcript has 5 exons. Lineage: Eukaryota; Evosea; Eumycetozoa; Dictyosteliales; Dictyosteliaceae. Gene Ontology annotation, biological process: sexual reproduction. Bases 1 to 3414 code for a protein of 1137 amino acids.